Molecule: messenger RNA, 1081 nt
Organism: Pocillopora damicornis (cauliflower coral)
Lineage: Eukaryota; Metazoa; Cnidaria; Anthozoa; Scleractinia; Pocilloporidae
Product: eukaryotic translation initiation factor 3 subunit E
Cellular component (GO): cytoplasm; eukaryotic translation initiation factor 3 complex
Molecular function (GO): protein binding; translation initiation factor activity
Source: RefSeq, a predicted model, not a curated record
GUCUAACAACCACGUUUUCAAAAUGGCGGAACACGAUCUGACUGCCCGAAUGGGCUCUUUUUUAGAUCGACAUCUCGUUUUUCCCUUGUUAGAAUUUCUCUCUGUCAAAGAGAUUUACGAUGAAAAGGAAUUACUCAAAGGGAAGUUAGAUCUUCUUAGCAACACAAACAUGGUUGAUUUUGCCAUGGAUGUGUUCAAAAAUCUCUACCCAGACCAAGAAGUUCCAGAAGAGCUCGUUCAAAAGAGAACAGAAGUUGUCACACAACUGAAAUAUCUUCAGGCUCAGACAGAACCUAUUGUGAAAUGUUUUGAGGAUCCAGAGUUUAACAAUCAGAUGCAAACAACAAGAGAUGGGCGACAGUUAUUUGAAUACCUGGAAAAGAACCACGGGGUUGAGCCAGAAAUGUUAGACACAUUGUACAAAUAUGCAAAAUUUCAAUACGAGUGUGGAAACUACUCUGGUGCAGCAGAAUACUUGUACUUUUAUCGUGUGCUGGUUCCAGGGAAUGAUGAUAGAAAUACUCUGAAUGCUCUUUGGGGUAAACUAGGUUCUGAAAUCCUCAUGCAGAACUGGGAAACUGCAUUAGAGGAUUUGAACAGGUUAAAAGAUGUCAUUGAGAGCAAUAAUCAGGCAGGAACACUCCAACUGCUGCAAGAAAGAACAUGGUUGAUUCACUGGAGCUUAUUUGUGUUCUUUAAUCAUCCAAAAGGAAGAGAUCUAAUCAUUGAUUUGUUUCUUUACCAACCUCAAUACCUCAAUGCAAUCCAAACCACAUGCCCCCACAUUUUAAGAUACCUCACAACUGCUGUCAUCACUAACAAGCGCAGACGAACAGUACUCAAAGACCUGGUGAAAGUCAUUCAACAAGAGUCUUACACAUACAAGGAUCCAAUUACAGAGUUUUUGGAAUGUCUCUAUGUCAAUUUUGACUUUGAUGGGGCUCAGCAGAAGCUAAGAGAAUGUGAAACAGUGAGUGUUCCUAUUGUUACUGUUGUAAAAGAUCUAUCUUUUUUAUGCCUUUUGUGGUGUAGAAGAGUGCAGUUCAUUACAUUUGUCUGGAAAUAGGAAACAUCUCUUGGA